Molecule: messenger RNA, 1616 nt
Organism: Asparagus officinalis (garden asparagus)
Lineage: Eukaryota; Viridiplantae; Streptophyta; Magnoliopsida; Asparagales; Asparagaceae
Product: abscisic acid 8'-hydroxylase 2
Exons: 10
Coding region: 3-1466 (487 amino acids)
Biological process (GO): multicellular organism development; sterol metabolic process; brassinosteroid biosynthetic process
Molecular function (GO): monooxygenase activity; heme binding; iron ion binding
Source: RefSeq, a predicted model, not a curated record
UCAUGAACUCACUUAUGUAUCCUCUUGUUCUACUUCUCCAACUCUUAGCUCUGAUUCUUGUAACAUAUUUCGUGUCGAAAAUUGCGAUCAAGGCUAGAGAAAGGAAGAAGAAGGAGAUUCUCGGUGCUCCUCCAGGGAGCUGCGGUCUUCCUUUUAUUGGGGAGACGUUGGCGUUUGUUAUGGCGAAUAAUAGCAGCAAAGGAUUUUAUGAUUUUGUUCAGAAGCGUCGCAACCUGUAUGGAAAUUGUUUCAAAACCAACAUUUUUGGUGAAACCCAUGUGUUUGUAUCCUCUAUAGAAUCAGCUAAAGCAAUCCUCGGCAAUGAGUCGUUUGAUUUCUCAAAGAGGUAUAUGAGAUCAAUAGCUGAGCUUUUGGGUGGUCAAAGCUUGCUUUGUGCAUCUCAUGAACAUCACAGGCUGAUUCGGCGUCGAAUAUCAAAUCUUUUUACACUUGAUUCGAUGAUUUCUACGAUCAGAAUAUUUGAUGAGUUGACAGUUAAAACUUUCGCAAGUUGGAAGGAAAAAGAAAGUGUAUCCGUGCUCAAUGAUGCUUUAAAGAUAACAUUCAGAGCAAUAUGCAAGAUGCUAAUAAGUUUAGAGGAAGAACAUGAAGUUGAAAUGCUACAAAAAGAUGUUUUCGAAGUUACAGAAGCAAUGCUAGCCUUUCCUUUGAAGUUCCCAGGGACUAGAUUCUACAGAGGCUUGAAGGCCAGAAGAAGAAUCAUGAAUGCUCUCAAGAAGAUGUUAAAUUUUAGGAGAAAGGGCUUGGAAUGUCAUGAAGACUUCCUACAAUCAUUUGUUAGAGAUAAAUCAAUGGCUAAUGAUCCAUCGGCAGAUUCACAAAUUUUGGAUAAUAUUCUGACACUUAUAAUUGCAGGCCAAAUUACUACAGCGAGCGCAAUAGCUUGGAUGGUUAAGUAUUUGGAUGAAAACCAAGAUAUUCAAGAGAGACUUAGAGCAUUACAAUUGCAACUACCAACUAGCAGAAAUGGUUCAAAAUUUGGGCUUGAAGAUCUAAAUGAGAUGUCUUAUGCUUCAAAGAUUGUGAAGGAAUCAUUAAGAAUGGCAACAAUUGUGUCCUGGUUUCCAAGAGUAGCACUGAAGGACUGUCAAGCUGAAGGAUUUCAUAUCGAAAAAGGUUGGAUAGUGAAUAUCGAUGCAAGAGCUAUGCACUUUGAUCAAACUAUAUAUGAUGAACCACUACAUUUCAACCCAUCAAGAUUCAAUGAAGAAUCCAAACCAUAUAGCUUCUUGGCCUUUGGAGUAGGAGGAAGAACUUGCUUGGGGAUGAACUUAGCCAAGGCCAUGAUGCUAAUAUUUCUCCAUCGCCUUGUUACGACUUAUCGAUGGAAAGUGACAGACCCUGACUCAAGCUUAGAGAAAUGGGCAUUGUUUCCAAGGCUAAGAAGUGGGUGCCCCAUCUCAGUGUCUCCAAUUGCAGGGGAUGAUACAGUAUCUCAAGGUUAAAUUAGACUUUUGUAUGAGUGAUCGAUGUCUUAGCUAGUUAGAUCUGUAAUUUGUUCAUCUUCUCAAAUAUUUGCCUUGUUGGUUUUUCUUGUAACUUUGAUAUAUGAUUGAACUUUGUGAAUCAUGAAAUCUGCAAUCUGUAAAUUACUU